This is a messenger RNA of Mus musculus (house mouse), 2119 nucleotides long. RefSeq names its product cyclin D3 (gene Ccnd3). Gene Ontology annotation, cellular component: cytosol; cyclin D3-CDK6 complex; nucleoplasm. NCBI's taxonomy places the organism in Eukaryota, Metazoa, Chordata, Mammalia, Rodentia, Muridae. Gene Ontology annotation, molecular function: cyclin-dependent protein serine/threonine kinase activator activity; protein serine/threonine kinase activator activity; protein kinase binding. The record is from RefSeq and is marked validated. Bases 328 to 1206 code for a protein of 292 amino acids. The transcript has 7 exons.
UUCCUGCUCAGCUUCCAGCUCGAGUUCUGCGGUGCAGCGCGGACUUUGUAAACACCGCGCGCCUGUGGGGGUGGACACUCGCUUUGUUUGGGUGCCCAGGAAACGGAGUGCACGCCCCUGGUCUGUCUGUGGCCGGCGGGGUUGUGAUCACUCGUACUGCCCAAAAACAGAUGUCCUGCAGCGAGAGAGAGAAUGAGAGGCCACCUUCUAAGCUCGCCCUGAAAUGCUCUGGAAGCUAUGGACCAGCAAGACCUUCCAGAAGAGAGAGAAUGAUGGCAGUGGACUCGCUAACCCGCACUCUUGCUCUCACCCGUGAGCCAUCGCAGGAUGGAGCUGCUGUGUUGCGAGGGCACCCGGCACGCGCCCCGGGCCGGGCCCGACCCGCGGCUGCUUGGGGACCAGCGUGUCCUGCAGAGUUUACUCCGCCUGGAGGAGCGCUACGUGCCGCGAGCCUCCUACUUCCAGUGCGUGCAAAAGGAGAUCAAGCCGCACAUGCGGAAGAUGCUGGCAUACUGGAUGCUGGAGGUGUGUGAGGAGCAGCGCUGCGAGGAGGAUGUCUUCCCUCUGGCUAUGAACUACCUGGAUCGCUACCUGUCCUGCGUCCCCACCCGAAAGGCGCAAUUGCAGCUUCUAGGUACCGUCUGCCUGUUGCUGGCCUCCAAGCUGCGCGAAACCACGCCCCUGACUAUUGAGAAGCUUUGCAUCUAUACGGACCAGGCUGUGGCUCCAUGGCAGUUGCGGGAGUGGGAGGUGCUGGUCCUGGGGAAGCUCAAGUGGGACCUGGCUGCCGUGAUUGCGCACGACUUCCUGGCCUUGAUUCUGCACCGCCUGUCUCUGCCCAGUGACCGGCAGGCUUUGGUCAAAAAGCAUGCCCAGACCUUUUUGGCCCUCUGUGCUACAGAUUACACCUUUGCGAUGUAUCCUCCAUCCAUGAUCGCCACAGGCAGCAUUGGGGCAGCCGUGCUAGGCCUAGGCGCCUGCUCUAUGUCUGCGGAUGAGCUCACAGAGUUGCUGGCCGGGAUCACAGGCACUGAAGUGGACUGCCUGCGAGCCUGCCAGGAACAGAUCGAAGCUGCCCUCAGGGAGAGCCUCAGGGAAGCUGCUCAGACAGCCCCCAGCCCAGUGCCCAAAGCCCCCCGGGGCUCUAGCAGCCAGGGGCCCAGUCAGACCAGCACUCCCACAGAUGUCACAGCCAUUCACCUGUAGCUUGAGACAGGCCCUCUCAGGCCACCAAGCAGAGGAGGGGCCCCUGCCACCCCCUCCCUGCCUCUAGAACAAUCCAUGCUAUAUCUGAAGCCCGAGGGGGGCUCUCCUUCCCCCUCACAAAGCCCAAGGGGCCAGGUCCUGCCUAUCCCCACAGUGUGCACUAAGGGGUUGCAUGGUCAUGAGGGGCGUCUUCAUGGCCAGUCAGCUCCUCUUCCUUCCCACUCAACCAGCUUGGCUGUCCUGGGCCAUGAUGGUCAGAGAAAUACAAACAGGUAAAAUCCACACACCAGCAUUUCUUUUGAGUCCCUCUUCUGUCCGGGGCUCCAACCUUCUCAGUUGCCAAAACGCCCCAGUACCUUCCAAAGGUGUUGGCCCUUGCAGGCUCCUUCGGGCAUCCCGAUAGAAGCUUAUGAGGAGCUGCCCUAGAUGGCCUCUGUGUAAUCCGUACUCCAGCUGCUCUUAGAGGGAACAGCCUAGGCUUUGGCCAGAGCAAGAACCCAUACACUGUUGCUUUGCUUGCUGCUUAGCUUCUGUGAUUGUGGGGUCUUAAGGGUGCCGUGGUCAUUUUAAUUUAUUGCUUUGAAUACAACUGUAAGAGGGUACAGUGAGGCCUGUACCCCACAAGUGGUGGUAACCCUGGCGGUUGCUCUUUCCCUCCCUUCUUCCCCUCUGCUACUGCUUUGUGGCCCAGGAGCUGCUACAGCCUGGGAUGGGGGUCACGCCUUCCUCUCCUCACCCCUCCACCUCAUCUUCAUCAGAGCAGGGUUAGGUUGGGAUGGAUCGAUGCCGUGGAGGUGACAGAGCUAUCUGGAGAGAGGGCAAGCCCUAGGGUCACAGGUCUUUCCUCGGGCCACAAGGUUUGGGCUGGUGGCCCAUUUCUAUCAUGCUGCCUUAAUAAAGAUUUCGGAAUAAA